Gekko japonicus is the source of this 5208-nucleotide messenger RNA. RefSeq names its product absent in melanoma 1-like (gene CRYBG2). Lineage: Eukaryota; Metazoa; Chordata; Lepidosauria; Squamata; Gekkonidae. The record is from RefSeq and is a predicted model, not a curated record. Bases 23 to 4933 code for a protein of 1636 amino acids. Gene Ontology annotation, biological process: visual perception; lens development in camera-type eye. The transcript is spliced from 19 exons. Gene Ontology annotation, molecular function: structural constituent of eye lens.
GCAAUCUCCUUCACCAGUAGAAAUGAGACAAUCUCUUUCUCCAUUAGAUACCAGACGGUCCCAUUCUCCAUCUGGAAACAGGCAGUUACAUCCUGCAGCAGAUACCAGGGAGUCCUAUACUUCAGCUGAUAUGAGGCAAUCUCCUUCACCAGUAGAAAUGAGACAAUCUCUUUCUCCAUUAGAUACCAGACGGUCUCAUUCUCCAUCUGGAACCAGGCAGUCACAUUCUGCAGCAGAUACCAGGCGGUCCUGUUCCCCUACAGACUCCAGGCAUUCUGUUUCUCCAGCAGAAACCAGGCAGUCAUGUUUUGUGCCAUAUACCAGAAGCCCAUCUCCCUCAGCAAGUGCCCAGCACUCCUCUUCUCCAGUAGAUAAACAGUGUUCAUCUUCCCCAGCAGAUAAACAAUUUUCUUCUUUACCAGAUAUCAGGCAGGCAGUUUCCUCAUCGGGUGCCAGGCACUCAUCUUCUGUGAAGGAAAUCAAGCAGCGAUUUUGCCCAACAGACUCCAGGCAGCCAUCUUCCCCAGUUGAUGUUAGGUCUUCUUCUUCUUCCCCAGAGUCAAGAAGCUUCUCUCCCACAUCAGAUGGGAGGCGUUCACGCUCUCUCAGUCCACGCAGAGAGUUUACAGCUCACGGGCCUGUGUUCUCACAAGUAUAUUUCCCAGGUUCAAAGCCAAAUAACCUAGAAGAAACAGAGGUGCAAGACACUAGUAGCACUAGAAUAGUCAGAUCCCAAGGAGAUAACCACUCUUGUGAUGCUGCUAAUGUCACUACAGCUGCUGGAUUUCCAAAAGAAAACCACACAUCAAACACAAUUGGAUCCCAGAAAGACAAUCUCCCCACUUCUGUCAGUGCCAGAGUGGCCCAAUUCCAGAAUGAAAGUUGUGGGCCAAACACGCCUACUUCCAGUUCAGUCAAUGGAUCCCCAAAGGGAAGCCACAUGACCCGUACUACCAUAGUUAAAUCGCAAACAGAAAGCUACCUGUCAAGAGCUGCUAACGCUACUCUGUGCACCAAACCUUCCGGUGGAUCCCCUGUGAUGAAUUCCGUGUCCCGCUUUCUUGGCUCCAGUAGUGUAUCCGAAUCCCAAACCCAGUGGUACAACUCAAAAGGUGGUAGCACGGUUGUCUUUAGAUCUGAACGGCAAGUCAUCGUGCCCAAAGGUGAAAGUGGAACUAUGUACAGAGCAGGUCAAGAAGUUAUUGUGUCCAGUUCUGGGCCAGGGAGGGUAAGUAAAUCCCAGCAACAGAAGGGCCUUAUGCCAAACACUGCUGACAACGUGGCACCAAAAGAAAACCAUCACCAGCCACAGGAUGACCUCACCGAUGCCAGGUCCCCUAAAAUAAGCCUCACAUCCAUCGCUGGUGUUUGCAACAGCUCCCCAGCAGAGCCACAACCACAAAGUUGCAUGACUCAACCCAGAUGUACCGGUGUGAACGCUGCCCAAAGGCAAAGGUGUAUGCUUGAACCGAGCCCUGCAAUCUCAUCAAACAGUGAUGCUACCACAUGUGAGGAGGGAGCAGUUCAUUUUAGCACACCCCAAAGUGACUGCAGCAUACACAACAAAGCUGUAUUUCAAAAGCACAGCAGCUUAGAUGCAGCAAGCAAAUCCGAGAAGGUAGGAAGUAUGCCUGAUUCAGGGGGCCCUAAAGCAAGAGGAUCAAAUAAGGAGAGUCAUCUGUCAAGAGGAGAGAAGGUUACUGCUUCUGGAUUCAAAAUAACUUGGCGCACAUCUGGUGUUGGAGGAACUGCAGGAGAAAGCAGCAUGCCAGUAGCCUUACUAGGAUCUCAGGAAACUGCUCCAGAGGAUCAGAAAGUCACCACCCAGACUGAGCUGAAGAAAGAAUGGAGUGAUCCAUCCAAGGAGGCCCUUGUCUUUGCAGAAGAAAAUCUUAUGGAGACAGACUCUUCCCAUGACCCCCUGAACCAGGAAACAGGAAGGAACGACACAAGAACAGAAGAGGAACCCGAGGAAUCUGUUGACAUGGAACUUUUUGUGGACACUCUACGCAACAUGGAGCCUCUUGAACUCUGCAAGCCAUUGAAGAUUCACCUGAGGCCACCACGGCCUUCCACACUCGCCAAGCAGGCUGCCUUGCCACCGAUCCAUGAGUACCGUGUCACUCCCAAGUCCAAAGUUCCUCUCCCAGCUGCUCUUGGCGAGCUCUUUGCCCUCACUGAAGAGAGGAACUCAGAGAUAGAGAAGGAAUCCAAGAAGUUAGACAAUGGAUUUGCAGAAGAGAUUGAGGAGGUAGAGAAUCCAUAUCUUACUGAGGAUGAGAAGUCACAGGCCAAGAAAGCCUACCCAUGGGAAAACAAGCCAUACAAGACUGAGGAAGAGAUAGGCGCAUUCUUGGGAAAGCUGCAGCAAGCCUCUGUGGAGUACAAAGUCAUAGCUCCUAAAGCAACGGUGAAUCAGACCAAUCUGAUCAGGGCCAACAUUCUCAAAGGGGCCUCACUUUUGUGUGGUUUUGUGGACAAGAAGGCUAUGGAAGAUAAGCCUUAUUCCCGCUUGGACAACAGCUUCCUUUACAGCAAGUUCAUCACCCCUGAGAAGUCCCAAUUCAAAGCCCCGGAGAACGGGAAGGAUGGGACCAGCUCACCUAUGCUGCCGAUGGUUCUAAAGGUCAACCGGGAAUGCCAGACGCCUCCAAAUGGGCCACAAGUUGGCACAAAUGAACAUCUGAGCUCUGAGUCAUCACUGGCUGGGUUCCAAGUUCACUCUUCCUCCAGGACUCCAUCUGCAAAGAUUGGUUCCAGUCAGAUUCGUCUCCUUUCCAAGGAGGGACAUUUUCUUCCCCAGACACCAUCCUGCUUGGAAAUUCAGCCAAAGGAGGACAGAGUUCUGAAGAUUAACGUGCGACCUGGGAAGAUCAUCCUGUACUCUCAGGCAGACUUUGGGGGAGAGAAGAGAGAAAUCUGGGGUGAUAUUAUAGAUGCUACAGCCUGGGACCUUUCCCACACCAUCUCUGUCCAAGUUAUCCGAGGAGGCUGGGUGAUGUAUGAGAAACCUCGGUUCCACGGGCGCAAGUGUGUGCUGGCAGAAGGCGAUGUAGAGAUCACCAACCCUUGGAAAAUGUACCAUAAAGAAGAAGAAGUAGUUGAGAAUACGUCGUUCCGUAUUGGUUCCCUCAAGAGGGUUGUACAGGACUACAGGAUUCCUGAGAUCAGUUUGUUUAUGGAAGAAAAUGGGGAAGGCCCAAAACAGAGGUUCACUGAUUCCUCAGAGGACUUGCGGACUCACGGCCAGCCUUUGAAGACAGCCUCUAUCAUUGUACACUCUGGCCUGUGGCUUGUUUAUUUGAAACCAUUCUUUGAUGAUGACCCGUACAUCUUGGAGCCAGGUGGAUAUCCCAAUUUGCAAGCCUGGGGGGCAAAGGACCCCUCCAUCUGCUCCAUGCAUCCAAUUAAGCUAGGUUGUCCUGUCGUAGAGAAACCCAGGGAGCCCAAGGCUAUGAUUUAUGAGAAGCCACAUUUCCAGGGCUUUUGCUGGGAAGUGAGUCGUGAUAUUUAUGAUUUAAAGAAGCUGGAAAACAAUGAAGACUUCCAGAUGGCCACUGUGGGGUCUCUGAAAAUUGUGGGGGGCUGCUGGGUUGGUUAUGAGAAGGAAGGUUUCCGUGGCCAUCAGUACUUGCUGGAGGAGGGAGAGUACCUUGACUGGUCCCAGUGGGGAGGCUACAAUAAACAACUGGUGUCCCUUCGGCUGAUCCGGACGGAUUUUUUGGACCCGACACUUAUCCUGUUUGAGGCCGUGGACUUCAAAGACGGCCCCAGUGUUGAGCUCUGUGAAGCCAUGCCAGAUGUUAAGCUGGCUGGUUAUGGGACCACAACACAGUCCAUCCAUGUACUGAGUGGCGUGUGGGUGGCCUAUGAAGACAGGAAUUUCUCAGGGGAGCAGUACAUCCUAGAAAAGGGUGUGUACCGCAGCUGUGAAGACUGGGGAGCUGGCAGCUGCAAGAUCUCCUCCAUACAGCCCAUCCUUCAGGUUGGAGAACACAGUCUACAAUACAUUUCUGUGAUCCAACUUUUCUCGGGCCCAGAAUUCUCAGGGGCUGAGAUGUCAUUCAAUGAAGACCAGUCUUCUUUGCCAGACCUUUUCAUUCCUCGCUCCUGCAGGGUCUAUGGAGGCAGCUGGAUUCUCUAUGACAGCCACCAUUUUGAGGGUGAGCAGCAUGUGAUCUCCGAAGGCGAGUAUCCAACGCUGACGUCCAUGGGCUGCCUCUCUGCCACAGCGAUCUGCUCCCUGAAGAAAGUCCCCCUUUUCUUUUCUGAGCCCUCCAUCUACCUGCAUGGGCUGGAAUGUUUUGAAUGGAAAGAGAUUGAACUGAACAGCGAAGUGCGCAGCCUGCAGGCUGAGGGAUUCAACAACCAUGUGCUCUCUGUGCGGGUAAAGGGAGGCAUAUGGGUGCUGUGUGAACACAGCGACUUCCGAGGCCGCCAGUGGUUGCUGGACUGCGUGGAGAUCACCAACUGGCUGACAUACAGUGGGCUUCAGCACAUUGGAUCCCUUUAUCCCAUCAGGCAGAGGCGGGUUUUCUUCCGAAUGAAGAACACAGAGCUGAAGUCCUUCUUGUCUGUCCCGGAUGAUGUGGAAGACAUGAAAGCAGGACGUGUGCUGGUCUCAGAGCUCAACGACCGGAACAGCUCUAUUUGGUACUACGAGGAGGGACUUCUGAAGAACCAGAUUGCUCCUGGCAUGAGUCUGCAAGUGAUUGGUCCAGGCAAGAUAGGUACCAAGGUGGUAUUAUGGUCCGAGACCCGAAUGCCCCGGCAGACAUGGCGAAUUGAUUCUUUUGGGAGGAUCUGCAGCCAGAUGUUUGAUAACAUGAUUGUAGAUGUGAAAGGCGGACAAGCUUAUGACCGGGAUCACGCCAUCCUCUGGGAUCCACUCGAUGAAAGACCCACACAGAUCUGGGAUGUUCAGAUGCUCUGAAGAAAGCAGAGACGGGAGGGCAUGUGUCACACACAGAACUGGAUUUUACUGGGGGUGAUACAGAUGCUUGUCCUUGCGUGACCAAUGUUUAUGAGCAAAAUGGAGGUUUGUGUGGUUUGCAGCCUCAAAUCAGCAAAGGCAAUCCUUUCCCCACAGAUCACAGCCCGGAAAGGCAUGAUGCUUCUAUAUGUGGACCCAGAAGGGACUUCUCUCUAGAGUUUCUUCAUUCUUCCUUGGAUGGGCCUGUGUUGGGGAAAAGAGGGGUUGUCCCCCCC